Eublepharis macularius is the source of this 897-nucleotide messenger RNA. It is a transcript of the gene CCL20, whose product is annotated as C-C motif chemokine ligand 20. The record is from RefSeq and is a predicted model, not a curated record. Gene Ontology annotation, biological process: positive regulation of GTPase activity; cellular response to type II interferon; inflammatory response. Gene Ontology annotation, cellular component: extracellular region. The transcript is spliced from 4 exons. NCBI's taxonomy places the organism in Eukaryota, Metazoa, Chordata, Lepidosauria, Squamata, Eublepharidae. The coding region runs from base 32 to 355 and encodes 107 amino acids. Gene Ontology annotation, molecular function: chemokine activity; CCR chemokine receptor binding.
UCAUCUUUUACAGAUAUACAUAAACAGCAGCAUGGUGUUGACUGGCUUGAACAAAAUGAAUCUGACCUUGGGUGUUUUGUUGGGUCUGUUGCUAUUCUUGGGCGCUGGUGAAGCCCAAAGUAACCAAGACUGCUGCCUCUCUUAUACGAAGGAACCUUUGCCUUUAAAGAUUAUUACUGGAUUCACAAUACAGUUCUCCAGUGAAGUCUGUGACAUCAACGCAAUCAUCUUUCAUCUUAAAAAGGGAUUGAGAGCUUGUGCAAACCCUGAAGACGGUUGGGUGAAGAAACACCUUCACCGCCUGAGCAAGAAAAGGAAAGUGUUCAAGAAAAUAUCGCAGUCGCAUGGUUUCUGAAAUGGACCUAGAGGCAAAGCCAGAUCAAACAACCUAAAAUAGGUUGGAAUUCUUUCAUUGCACACUGUUGUGUGCUUGCUGACUGCUAAUCCCCGGAUUGUCUGGAGCCUCCAAAGGUGAUUCAUAUUGCAUCAUUAAUUUUAAACAAAGCACCUCUUAAAAUUGCUUUGUUCACUUACACAGGUCCACAUUUUGCAGCUAAUGGGUGUUUAAAUUGUAUUAUAUGUACUCUAAUAAGGUAUGGCAACCUUCCUAUCUGCCAUGUGAUGCUCAUGCUGGUGUAUUUCACCAUUGUAGGCCAAUAUUAUUACAGUACAUAUUAAUGGUCAUUCAUAAAAUAUGAUUGUGUAUUAUUAUCUCUAGACUGAGGCUAAUGUUUUUACUUACUAUUCACAUAAGAAAUCUAUAUGUAUUCAUACUUUUGAUAAACUGUACUAAAUAACAUUGUUCAUACAGAAGUUAACUAAAACAUUUAUACUGGAACAUUUCAAGUAUAUUUGAAAGACACUGGAAUAUGAACAAGUAAACUUUUUUGAACAUUG